Molecule: messenger RNA, 1313 nt
Organism: Salmo salar (Atlantic salmon)
Lineage: Eukaryota; Metazoa; Chordata; Actinopteri; Salmoniformes; Salmonidae
Source: RefSeq, a predicted model, not a curated record
UGAGAAUAAGAGCGUGGUUUUGGCCAGCACUGCCAUACAACUGCUGGAUGACAGGAAGUCACCUAUUGUUGCUUCCGUUGGGAUUCAGAUGAAGCUGGAUUUCUUUCAGAGGAAGUUCUGGACCGCUAGUAGACAGUGUGCUGCUCUGGAUGGGAAGUGCACCAUUAGCUGUGAUAAUGAGGACAUCAAGUGUUACCUUAUAGACAACAACGGAUUUAUUCUGGUCACAGAGGACUACUCUCAGACGGGGCUGUUCUUUGGAGAGGUGGAGAGUGCUGUUAUGAACAAGCUGCUUCUCAUGGGCUCCUUCAAAAGGAUCACUCUGUAUGACUACCAGGCUCUCUGUAGAGAGUAUGCUGGCAACAGUGACAGCGCACGCUCUUUAUCACAUCCCUUCUCCAUGGUGAAAUGGCUCCUGACCAAACUUGUCAUUUUCCUGCUGGAGUUCAACCUUUACAGCUGGUGGCAUGUUGAUCUCUCAGUCAAAGCCCAAAGGUCGAGGGGAAAGACCAUGAUGGUGCCAUGUGACACGGAGUACCCUGCCUUCGUCUCUGAGCGUACCAUCAAAGAGACCACGGGAAACAUCGACUGUGAGGGCUGUGCCAGAUCUUUUGUAAUUCAGCAGAUUCCCAGCAGUAAUCUCUUCAUGGUUGUCGUGGACAACAAGUGUGACUGCAGCUCUGCCCCCCUGGUUUCCAUGGAUCCCAUCGAGAUUAUGUACAAUGAGUCUCUGAAAUGUGAUAGGCUGAAGUUUCAGAAAGACAGAAAGCGGCCAGAAUCGUGUCAUCCUUUUCACCCCGAGGAGAAUGCCAUGGAGUGUGGAGGAGCAGCAGGCCUCUCUGCCCCCCUUACAGCAGCACUGCUCCCCCUACUGGCCACUCUCAUUAGCAGGUGACCACACCACCCUUGAGGCCCACCGUCCUGGACCCAACACUGGACCUAACACUGGAGAGAUUGAUAGACAGGCGCACCAUCAAAUGCUGACAACGCACAGGGAGCCUCGCCAACAAGAAGAACUUGCUCACAACUAACUGAGUUGCUUAUUACCAACAGAGAGACAGACCAAUUGUAAAGCAUCUCCCUGACCAGCAGAGAAAUAAAAAAUUUGACAUUGUUCAAGAGAAACAGAACAAUAUUCCAAGGGGAAAACAAUAUGGACAUUAGACAGAAAAAAAGAUACCUGCGAGCAGCAAUGAACGGGUUUCACAGGAUGACAGAAAGGACACAAGAUCAGUUAGAUAACAAAGCCAGCCCUCUAUGAUGUAGGAUCUAUCUUCCUUUAUGUGCAGUCAGUAAAAGCAUUACCAUGUUGA